AUGAUCGCUCGGAAACGGCACGCUAACAACUACUCAUUAGAGGCCGGCUCAAAAGCGCACACGCACUUCCGCCAAGCCCACGAAGGCCACAAGCCUCACGCCGGCCUCGACCCUUCACGCGCCUCGACCGGCGUAGUCUGGACGACCGAGCGCGCCUACGAACACGGCUUCCUCGAGCACCCCGAAGAAUGGGCCAACCUUGGCCAAGGCGCGCCAGAAGUCGAAGACGACAUCGAAGGCUGCUUCCCCCGCCCCACCACCAUCGAAGUCUCGAACACCGGCCGCGAAUACGGCCCGACGGCGGGCAUAAAACCCCUCCGCGAAGCCGUCGCAAACCUCUACAACACCCACCACCGGCAGAACAAACCCAGCCAAUACACCUGGGAAAAUGUGUGCAUCGUCCCCGGCGGGCGCGCAGGUCUCAUCCGUAUCGCCGCGGUGCUAGGCAACGCAUACCUCGGCUUCUUCAUCCCGGACUACACAGCGUACAACGAGAUGCUGUCGUUGUUUAGGAACUUCGCCGCCAUUCCCAUCCCGCUCGCACGAGAGGAUAAAUAUCACAUCCACGCUGACAAGAUAAAGGAUGAGAUUAGUCGGGGUACUAGCGUGAUUUUGACAUCGAACCCGCGGAACCCGACGGGGAUGAUGGUGGGGACCGACGAGCUGGCGCGGAUCCAGGAUAUCUGCCGGGAUCGCGCGACGUUGAUCAUGGAUGAGUUUUAUGGUGGGUAUAAUUACACGACUGAUUGUGAUGGGGCUGUCAUUUCCGCCGCGGACAAUAUUGUGGAUGUCAACGAUGACGAUGUCCUGAUCAUUGACGGCUUGACCAAGCGCUUUCGUCUGCCCGGGUGGCGGGUGGCGUGGAUCGUGGGACCGAAGGAUUUCAUCAAAGCCAUUGGCUCGUGUGGUUCGUACUUGGAUGGUGGAACGAACGUCCCGUUCCAGCAGGCAGCGAUACCGAUGCUCGAGCCGACAAAAGUCCGCAAUGAGAUGCAAGCGCUCCAGCGCCACUUCCGCGAUAAACGGGACUACGUCGUCGGCCGGCUGGAGAAGAUGGGUUUCGAAUUCGCGUACAAACCGGAUUCCACCUUUUACCUCUGGCUGGAUCUCGAACAGCUGCCGGAAGAGAUCAAUGAUGGAUUGAACUUCUUCCAGGCGUGUUUGGAGGAGAAGUGUAUCGUUGUCCCGGGGAUCUUUUUCGAUCUCAAUCCGAGCAGGAGGAGGGACUUGUUUGACAGUCCGUGUCAUCAUUUCGUAAGGGUGAGUUAUGGACCGCGGAUGGAUCAUCUCAAGGCGGGGUUGGAUUCGUUUGAGAGGGUGUUGGAGAAGUAUAACGCGUUCCCCGAGAGGAGGAAGAAGGUCGCUGCGGAGCAGUGA
Molecule: messenger RNA, 1377 nt
Organism: Baudoinia panamericana UAMH 10762
Lineage: Eukaryota; Fungi; Ascomycota; Dothideomycetes; Mycosphaerellales; Teratosphaeriaceae
Exons: 2
Coding region: 1-1377 (458 amino acids)
Biological process (GO): biosynthetic process
Molecular function (GO): pyridoxal phosphate binding
Source: RefSeq, a predicted model, not a curated record